Tilletiopsis washingtonensis is the source of this 885-nucleotide messenger RNA. RefSeq names its product ribosomal RNA methyltransferase. Gene Ontology annotation, cellular component: cytoplasm. NCBI's taxonomy places the organism in Eukaryota, Fungi, Basidiomycota, Exobasidiomycetes, Entylomatales. The record is from RefSeq and is a predicted model, not a curated record. The transcript has 3 exons. Gene Ontology annotation, molecular function: tRNA methyltransferase activity. The coding region runs from base 114 to 866 and encodes 250 amino acids. Gene Ontology annotation, biological process: cytoplasmic translation; tRNA methylation.
ACGCGCUCGCUCAACGACUCAAGCUCAGGCUGCAAGCACCUCAACUCGCCGGCACACUCAACAGUCGCUGCAGCAUUCAAUCCAUUCGCUGAUAGACGACAAGAGAUUACAAGAUGGGCAAGAGCACCAAGGACUCGCGAGACAUCUUCUACCGGCAGGCCAAGAGCGACGGCUACCGGGCCCGCAGCGCAUACAAGCUGCUGCAGCUGGACGAAGAGUUCGGCUUCCUGACACAUUCGCCGCUCCUUGCGCCCGCCGAGUCGUCCAGCGCGCCACGACGGGUCGUCGACCUCUGCGCUGCGCCCGGUUCCUGGUCGCAGGUGCUCACACGGCGGCUGCCGUCCGGCUCACGCAUCGUCGCCGUCGAUCUGCAGCCGAUGGCGCCGCUGCCCGGCGUGCAGCAGAUCUGCGGCGACAUUACGCUCGAGACGACGGCUGCCGAGGUGGCUGCUGCACUGGCGGGCGACGACGAGGAGCGGCAAAAGGCCGAUCUCAUCGUGUGUGACGGCGCGCCAGACGUGACGGGCCUGCAUGCGCUCGACGCCUAUCUGCAGUCACAGCUGCUGCAGGCCGCCAUGACGCUCGUCUUCCGUCUGCUGGCGCCACGCGGCGUCUUCGUCGCCAAGAUCUUCGUCAAUCCCACCGUCGACUCGCACAGCAAGACGGGCACAGGACCAGGCGGCGCAGACGCACUGCUCCUCGUGGCACAGCUGCGCACGGCCUUCGACGACGUCGUCAUUGCAAAGCCGCGCAGCAGCCGCAUCUCCAGCGCAGAGCACUUCGUCGUCGCCUCGGGCUUCCGCGGCAGCGCGCAGCUCGAUGCGUUCCAGCAGUGCGGAGACCUCGCCGACUGGAAUGAACAAUGACAUUCGCAUUCCCCUUGCG